UUUCCACGGGCAGCGGAAAUCACAGAGCAGGCAUUUUAUACAGAUGACUUAAUAUAUGGGGCCCAUUCUAUAGAAGAAGGAUGCAGCAUGGUAACGGAGUUACAGGAUUUGUUGCAGUCAGGGGGUUUUACUUUAAGAAAAUGGGCUUCCAAUGAACCAAGAAUACUGAAAGAGAUUUCGGAAAAAAUUAACCGAGAUCAAAACCAGCAAAUAUUUACGUUUAAAGGAGAUCUUAUUUCAAAAACAUUAGGGGUAUACUGGAACCCGAAAGAAGACUGCUUUAUGUUUCAAUCGUCAUUUGAUUUCUCGAAUAAGACGACCAAAAGAGCGCUUCUAUCAGAUAUAUCGAAGCUGUUUGACCCACUGGGUUGGUUAGCUCCUGCAAUUACAGCUAUGAAAAUAAUUUUUCAAGAAGUAUGGAAGCAAAACAUUAAGUGGGAUGAUCAAAUCCCUACUUCUAUUUUGAAAAAAUGGAAGCAAUUUAAAGAAGAAAUAGAACUAAGUAUUUCUAAAAUAAGGAUCCCGAGGUGGUUGCAAACUAGUCCGGACAGCACAUUAGAGCUACAUGGAUUUUGUGAUGCAUCAAAUAAAGCAUAUGCCGCAGUUAUUUACUGUCGAAUAAACAACAAGGUUUCAUUGGUGGCAGCCAAAACAAAAUUGGUACCCGUUAAAGGAAAAAUCUCUAUUCCGAGAGGUGAAUUAUGUGGAGCGGUUUUAUUAACAAAGCUGUUUAAUAAAGUUAAAGCAUGUUUAGGGUAUAAUAAAAUUAAAUGUUACGGUUGGACGGAUUCCAUGGUAACCUUGGGGUGGAUACAGGGACAGCCUGAGAAAUGGAAGCCAUUUGUAAGCAACAGAGUCAAGCAAAUUGUUCAAGAUAUGCCGUCAAACACGUGGCGCUAUGUUAAAUCAGAGGAAAACCCCGCAGACUGCGCCAGUCGUGGUAUUUCCGUCAAACAACUUGAAAUGCACUCUUUAUGGUGGAAUGGUCCAUCAUGGCUUCCUUUAUAUAGGAAUGACAAGGAAACUCAGUCAUAUUUUACGAAGGAAGAAGAAAAAAAAUCAAUAUUUAGUUAAUAUAGUACAAGGUACAGAUAACACAGUAAAGGGAAUAAUACAAAACUGCAGUAGUUUCUCACGGGCAAUCAGGAUAGUUGCUUGGAUAUUACGGCUUUUACCAAGAAAUAAGGAUAAAAGGGAACGAUACCUUACAUUAGCUGAAGUCAAGCAAGCGAAACGGAAGAUAAUUCGCAACGUACAAGAAGACGACUUCUUCUAUGAGAUAGAAAAGUUGAGAAGAAAGGAGAGCAUUAAUAAAAGUACACUAAUUGCAUUGAAUCCAUAUCUUGGACAGGAUGGCCUUCUUCGUGUGGGGGGAAGGUUGCGAAAUGCCUUCAUUAGUAAAGACAUGCAACAUCCCAUUAUAAUUUCACAUACUGGUAGGCUGACUGACUUAAUAAUAGACCAAGCGCAUAAGCUUACCUUUCAUGGCGGCCCUCGCCUAACAUUAUCACUUAUCAGACAGAAGUACUGGAUUGUGGGCGGUAAUAGAGCAGUAAAGAGGCAAUUGAGAUUAUGUGUAACAUGUGUUAAAAACAACCCUCGGAUGCAAUAUCAAAUAAUGGGCGACUUGCCCGAAGCUCGGUGUAAUCCGGCGCGACCCUUUAAGCAUACUGGAGUUGACUUCACGGGAUAUAUCCUAAUAAAAAGUAGCAAAGGACGAGGAAUCAAGUGCACAAAAGGUUACAUAGCCGUAUUUAUAUGCAUGGCUACAAAGGCAGUGCAUUUAGAAGUAGUAUCUGAUUUAACCACCUCGGCCUUUUUAGCAGCAUUGAAAAGAAUGGCGGCCCGAAGAGGGACUCCGGAACAUAUUUAUAGUGAUAAUGGCACAAAUUUUAUUGGUGCCAAUCGUGUACUUGACUCCGGGUAUGACGAAUUAAAACGAGUAUUCGCAGAAGAACAAUUUGCCACCACAAUUACGGAUAUGGAAAUAAACUGGCAUUUCAAUGCACCUGCAUGGCCCUCUGCUGGCGGAUUAUGGGAAGCAGCUGUUAAAAGCUUAAAGGCUCAUACAAAGAAGAAGAUCCGGAGGAUAUUAAUUUUCUAACACCAGCUCAUUUCUUAACUGGGGGCCCUACACUUUCAUUAUUGCCCACCGAAAAUGACUUAAGAACGAGAUGGUACUUAGUGGAGAAAACUUUCCAAGACAUAUGGAAGAGGUGGCAAUCGGAAUACUUGCCUACAUUGACAUCUCGAAGUAAAUGGCAAAAACCACGAGAAAACUUAAAAUUACAAGACUUGGUCGCUAUUCACGACGCGAAUAUUCCUCCCGGAAAAUGGGCUAUGGGCAGAGUUGUAGAAUUACAUCCAGGCACUGAUAAUAUCGUCAGAGUAGUUUCGCUAAAGACAAAGAACGGAGUAAUCAAACGGCCAAUUGUCAAAUUAAGUCCCUUGCCAGUGCAGAACAGCAGUAAAGAAGCAGCCGAAAACGAAUCAAACAUAUCUGCAAAACCACGGCCCAUACUACGAAAGGGUCUCGGUAACGUUUUAGCGAUAAUGCUUUCGUUUAUAUUUUUUUUAACAUACGUAUCAGCUACGCAUCCGGAAAAUUAUAAUAUAAGUACAUUCAACAAUAAUAAGGGGUUAUACUUAGACAAAAUAAGUAAUAUGCAAUUAAUUCAGGAAAAAUGGAGAAUCGUUGUCUACUAUGAGAUGAAACCCUAUUGGGAAGGUGAAAAGGCAUUCGAACAAUAUUAUAAAACUUUACAAGGCAUGUGUUCUGCCCUCGAUGAAAAAACACAUUGCGAAAUUACUAUGAAUCAAUUACGUCAUAGCUUCGAGGAACUCAAAUACUACGAUCAGGUGUUGCUUACGCAGCACCCGGGCACGCGCUCGAAGCGGCGUCGGCGCGGCCUUAUCAACGGUGUCGGAUACGCGGCACACUCCUUAUUCGGAGUAUUGGACGAAUCAUUCGCUGAACAAUAUCAAAAGGAUAUCUCUUUAGUUAAAGAGAAUGAGCAGCAUUUGGCAAACCUGUGGAAAAAUCAGACAUCAGUUCUGGAAGCAGAGUACAAUCUCAUGAAGCGGUCAGAGGAAGAAAAUUAUAAUUUACGAAAAUUAAUAAAUCGACACGCAAAUGAAGUUAAGAAGGCAAUUACUACUCAAGUCACUGAAAUCAAUAGACUAGAGCGCAUUACUCAGUUUACUCUUGACAGCAUUUCAGCAACAAACGUACUUGCUAAUUUAAGGAAUAUGCAGGAGUAUCUGAUUGACACCAUCACCGAUAUUUACCAUGGUCGAUUUAAUUUUCACCUUAUUUCGUCGGAACAAUUACGCAGGGAAUUAAAUAUAAUAUCCAAUCAUAUUUCAACAGAUCUUUCUUUGCCAAUUAAUAAUAGUCAAAAACAAUUUGGCAAUAUAUAUAAAUUUUUAAGAGUUAAGGCAAGGAUGCUUUAUGAGCAAUUAAUAUUGGAAAUCUCGGUUCCGCUUGUCAGCCGAGAUGGUUUUGAAAUCUAUAAUGUGAUUUCUGUUCCUUAUAAGAGUGACGCACUUACGAUGGUCAAAAUUGUCCCUAUUUCAGAUCUCGUCGCAAUAAACAAAGAAAAAAAUUCAUACAUACAGAUGUCAGAAAAUGAAUUGCUAUCAAGUUGUGAUUAUUAUUCCGAUAUUUAUUAUUGUAACCUACCUAAACUGUUUUAUAAUAUGAAACCAGAAGAUAGCUUAUGUAAGACAGGAAUGAAAAAGCAAUGUCAGUUUGAGAAAAUGCCAUGCGAUAACGAGUGGAUUGACCUGAAUAAAAAGAAUACAUAUUUAUACUUUUGUUGUGAUCGGUGUCCAUUACAUAUUAUGUGUGGCGAUCAAAUUUCUGCAGAACAAUUAAAUACGACUGGAUUAAUAAGCAUAGGUCAUGGUUGCAUGUUACGCAACAAGAAAGGUGUCAUUUAUGCUCAUAACGAGUAUCAGAAUGUGCUCAAGACUGGACCAAUGGUUUAUUCGCCUUAUAUGGAUUCAAUUAAUAAUAUGAUAAAUGUGUCCUUAUCCUCGGAUGUUAUUGAAAAUUCAAAAAACAACUACACAAUUAAUAGUCUUGAUAAAAUAGGCACGGAUCUGGAAGAUAUGCGAAAGGAGGCUCCCAUAAUUAGUAGUGUGACAUUUCACGACGUACAUCAGUAUAUUGCCUUAUACUCUAUUUUGGGCAUCUUCGUCGUGGUAGGAGCGAUUCUAUUGUUGCGGAGGUUUCGUCGAGCAGGUACGGUAGCACCUGUCCAGCAGAUACCAUCUGGCCAAGCAACAAUUCCAAUACAGAAAACAAUUGAUGGGCAGCAGGAGACGUCGAUAGCGGCAUUGGCAGCAGCAGUGGCAGCCAGUCUCGCAAUGGGCUCUACAGAACCCACCCGGGACCGGACUCCGAUAGGUCUUAGUGUUAGUGAUAGUGCCGUGGAUUGGUGUAGGAAGUGUUAGCAUAAGUUUAGAGACUUUAAGUACCUCCUAGAGACUAUUAAGCACGUAAUGGAUUCAUCUUGUAAAGCACUACAUAUUCAUCUUGCACUUUUUGCCUGGGGGAGUAUGUACGAGCCAAAGCUGUACAUUUUGCUCACUCAGGCUAUCUUAGAAUUAUAAGCGUGAUGAUCCCUAUGUACGUGCCAAGGUUCG
Pieris brassicae (large cabbage white) is the source of this 4650-nucleotide messenger RNA. RefSeq lists its product as uncharacterized. The transcript is spliced from 2 exons. Gene Ontology annotation, molecular function: nucleic acid binding. NCBI's taxonomy places the organism in Eukaryota, Metazoa, Arthropoda, Insecta, Lepidoptera, Pieridae. The record is from RefSeq and is a predicted model, not a curated record. Bases 899 to 2104 code for a protein of 401 amino acids. Gene Ontology annotation, biological process: DNA integration.